Drosophila albomicans is the source of this 2592-nucleotide messenger RNA. It is a transcript of the gene Dhit, whose product is annotated as regulator of G-protein signaling 17. The record is from RefSeq and is a predicted model, not a curated record. The transcript has 8 exons. The coding region runs from base 904 to 1737 and encodes 277 amino acids. NCBI's taxonomy places the organism in Eukaryota, Metazoa, Arthropoda, Insecta, Diptera, Drosophilidae.
CAGCCUUUGCCCCAUGCGAAGAGAAACGUUAGCACUUGUGCUCGUGCCGUCGUUGUCGUUGUCGCUGCCAUCGCAGUCGCUGUCGUCGCAGUCGUCGCUCGUCGAUUGUCGAUUGUCUCGGUCGUUGUCGUCGAGGAUUUUGGGUUUUGGCUAUCAGAGCGCGCACACACACACGUAUACAACUACAAUAUACAAAAAAAAAAUAGAGCCAAGAAGAAAAUCACACACACGUAUACAAAAAAAGCGCAGCAGUGAAAAUGAAAUGGCAAUAAUGUGGUAAAAAGAAAAUAUACAAAAAAAUAUGGCAAGUGUUUUGUUAAAAAGCCGUGGAAAAGCAGCAGCAACAAUGUGAAUCUAACGAAAUAUGCAAAUCAAAAGGCCAACGAAAAUAACAAAUCAAAGCUCGGCGCAAAGGAAUAAAAGGAGAAGCAGCAGCAAUUAUUUCAAAAUUAUUUCAAAGGCAAAAGCACUCGAUAAAAAGUUAUUAGCAAAAACAUAAAUACGUAACUUGCUCUCACACUUACUCUCGCUCUCGUUCUUGUGCUCGUUGUCUCCCUCCCUCUCUCUCGCUCGCUUGCUCUCUCUGUCCGUGGAGAGCGCAGAAAAGGGGCGCCCAACACUAACGCCAACGCGCCUACCCUACACUAAGUGCUCUGUGUGCUGGGUGUGUGUGUGUGUGUGUAGGAGUGAGAGUGGGAGUGUGAGCUGAGGCUGAGCUGAGAGUGGGAGAGGCAAAACGAGACGGACGGAUAGGCAGACAGACGGACAGAACGAGAGAGCAAAAGGGACGUAGGUAGAUAGGUCAGUGGCUGAGGCUGUGGGCAGCCUAGCAUCAGCAGCCAAAGCAGCUGUGGCAGCGACGCCAACGCCAAACAACAUCAACAGUAACUUCAAAAGGGCAGCAUGUCCUGCACCGUGUCAGAGCUGCCCAGCGGCUGUCGUUUGCGCGGCAUGACUGCCAACUCGUCUUCAAAUAACGGCAAUGGCAAUGGCGAUAGUGCUGGCUCCGUUAGCGCUCUGAGCUCAACAGCUGGUGGGGGCGGAGGGGGAGGUGGAGUCGUUGGUGUUAGUGGCACAGGAUCGGGCAACACAACGUUACCGGUUAGCGGUAGCGCCACAUCGAAUGUGUUGCAGGAAUCAAAUGCGCCUCUGCAGCGACCGCAAUCACAGAAGCCAUGCUGCUUUUGUUGGUGUUGUUGUUGUUCCUGCUCCUGGGCUAAGUGUCUUGCCAUAAAGAACGCUGAUGAAAAUGCGCCCACCAAACGUGAUCUCGUUAGCGCCGAAUUCCUAGAUGGCGAUCAACCCACAUUAGAAGAAAUACGUAGUUGGGGCAAAAGCUUUGACAAGCUAAUGAAGAAUUCAACUGGUCGCAAAGUAUUUCGCGACUUUCUGCGUAGCGAAUUCAGUGAGGAGAACAUAUUGUUUUGGCUUGCCUGCGAGGAUCUGAAGAAGGAGAACAGUGCCGAAGUCGUGGAGGAGAAGGCGCGACUGAUAUACGAGGAUUAUAUAUCGAUACUGUCGCCACGCGAAGUGUCGCUGGACUCACGAGUGCGCGAAAUUGUUAAUCGCAACAUGAUCGAGCCGACGACUCACACCUUCGACGAAGCUCAAAUUCAGAUCUACACGCUGAUGCACAGAGACUCAUAUCCCAGAUUCCUAAACUCGCAAAAGUUCAAGACACUCGCUCAAAUGCAAGACAAUUCGAAUGCCGGCUCCAAAGCGGAUAGCCCCACUUAGAUGUUAUGUUAUGUAAUGUGCUGUGUUGAUUCUGUUGUUGUUUUCUCGUUUAACUUUAGUAUUCUUUGGUUGUCCUGAAAUGGUGGCAAUAACUGUUUGCUGCUGCUGCCACUGCCACAAAAAGCGCCGCUGCUGCAGUUAACAAAGCAAUAUGUCAUACCAACUAAAUAGAUCUAUUCCAUUUGGCGUGUGCAGUACCAAAAAAAAAAAAACAAAAUAAAAAACAAAAAUGAAAAAGAGAACAUAACCAACGACAGCAGGAUCGCAAUUUGUGGAGUGACAGAAGCAGCAGAAAUCGCAACCAGCAGAGGAUCCUUUCUUAAGGACGCAACCAACAAUUUAGACGAUAUGAUAUAUACACACAUAUAUAUUGCAUUAUGUGAAACCGAUUCCUUCUUUACAAUGUUCUAGUCGUUAACAAACCAAACAAAACUAGGCAAUUUAUAAAAUUAGUUGUUAACAAUACAAAACAAAACAAACAAAAGAAAGUGUGAGAGAAAAGUUUUAGCGCAAUGUGCUAUGCAGAAUUGGGUGGAUCUAGUUGAUAAUACAAAUAUUACAGAACCGCAUUUCUAGGGACUCUAAAGUUUAUAUUGUAUGGAGCAUUAUCCGAACUGCAAAGCCCCCCCCAAAAAAAAACAUACAAAAAACCAAAUAACAAAAAUAAAUGUGGUGCGAGAAGCGAAACAAUUAGCAUACAUUGUAAUAAUUGUUAUUACUAAGACGUAUUAAUCAAAUUGAAUGAAAGAAAAACCAACUUUAAAAACGCAAAUACUUUUUCCAAAAACAAAUUUAAAAAUACAAAAAAAAAAAAAACAAAAACCAAUAUAAAAUGAAAGCAAAAAAAAAAAGAAA